Molecule: messenger RNA, 5419 nt
Organism: Oncorhynchus masou masou (cherry salmon)
Lineage: Eukaryota; Metazoa; Chordata; Actinopteri; Salmoniformes; Salmonidae
Product: sorting nexin-17
Exons: 15
Coding region: 718-2148 (476 amino acids)
Biological process (GO): endocytic recycling; signal transduction; intracellular protein transport
Cellular component (GO): early endosome
Molecular function (GO): phosphatidylinositol binding
Source: RefSeq, a predicted model, not a curated record
CAUUAGAUACAUUAUUGCUGGACGGCUACAAUGCAUCCAGUUUUUGUGGAUUAGUAUCAAAGUCUGUUUUCUCGAACCGCCUGCUCACCAAAGUAACCUAUUUCGUAGAACUUCAAGACACAGAAAGCGUUACAAAAAAAAUAUAUAUAUAGGCUACAACACAUCUGUGCUUGUUUUCUUUCUCUCGGUCGUUUGUACCAUUUAGGGCAGUGACCGGAGGUUUGCAGGAGCAAACUGCGUCUUUUCAUCCGAAAGUUCUAAUGAUUACGCAAGUGAAGGGAAUUGUCGGCACGAAUUGGACAACGGAUUGUUGUAACAGGGCUAACGGUGACUGUUUUUUUUUUACCUCUACACACAGAGUCGACGAAUAAGUUGUACUGCCAGCAAUAAAGGUGGAAUUACCUAAAUCUGCAACAUGGCUGCUAGUGGGAGAAGUUUAGAGUACUGACGUGGGAGAAGUUUUAUACUAAUCCAGUACAGUACAGCAGGAAUUGUUGUAUAAAGUAAAUCUUUUUUUUUUCCUUCGUCGCCUCGGAUUGAACAACGCACAUAAACACUGGGUUGCCCGAGUAAGAGCGGAGGAGUGCAAGACUACUUUCUUCUUCAAAUGAUUGUAGUCAUCACCAAGCAAUCGCGUAGACUUUAUCUUCAAGAUUUUUUUCUUCUUCAUCUUAAAUAGUGCAUCUCUCGUCCAGUGUGGGCCAUCUGAAAUCUAAAAUGCAUUUCUCCAUUCCCGAAACGGAGGUUCGUUCGGGAGAAAAUGGAUCAACUUAUGUGGCCUACAACAUCCAUGUGAACGGCGUUCUCCAUUGUCGGGUUCGCUACAGUCAGCUGCUGGGACUACACGAACAGAUAAAGAAGGAGCAUGGCAACAACUUGGUACCUGCUUUCCCCCCAAAGAAGAUCUUCACUCUGACACCGAAUGAUGUGGAGCAGAGACGUGAACAGUUGGAAAAAUACAUGCAAGCUGUGCGGCAGGACCCCAUGCUCGGCGCCUCCGAGAUGUUCAACAGCUUUCUAAGGAAAGCCCAGCAGGAGACCCAGCAGAUCCCAACCGAAGAGGUUCCUCUGGAGAUCUACCUGUCUAACGGCCAGAAGGUCGAGGUCAGCAUCCUGACCUCCAACCAAACAGAGGACGUCCUCGAGGCCGUUGCGUCAAAACUGGACCUUCCUGAUGAGCUGGUUGGUUAUUUCAGCCUCUUCCUGGUUCGAGAAGGAGUGGACGGGGGAUUAACGUUUGUGAGGAAGCUGCAGGAGUUUGAGUUACCGUACGUAUCGGUCACCAGCUUACGAAGCUCAGAGUUUCGCAUCAUCCUGCGGAAAAGUUACUGGGACACGGCGUAUGACAGUGAUGUAAUGGACAACCGAGUGGGACUAAAUCUACUAUACGCUCAGACGGUGUCGGACAUAGAUAGAGGCUGGAUCCUCGUUAACAAGGACCAGCACAGACAGCUGAAAUCACUGCAGGAGAAAGGAUCCAAGAAAGAAUUCAUUAGGCUCGGUCAGACGCUGAAAUACUUUGGCUACAUCAAGUUUGACCCGUGCGUGACAGACUUCCCGGAGAAGGGCUGUCACGUGAUCGUCUCCGCUGGCAACAACGAGCUUAACUUCCAGGUCAAGCUUCCCAAUGAACAGAUGAAGGAGGGGAGCUUCAAGGUCACGCGCAUGAGGUGCUGGAGGGUCACUUCGUCUCAGGUCCCGGUAGUGAACGGCUCAUCCUCCCCAACCCCGGGCCCCUGCUCCUCAGCCAAGUGUGAGGUGAAGUUGGAGCUGGCCUUCGAGUACCUGAUGAGCAAAGACCGCCUCCAGUGGGUCACCAUCACCAGCCCACAGGCAAUCAUGAUGAGCAUCUGUCUUCAGUCGAUGGUUGAUGAGCUGAUGGUGAAGAAGUCAGGAGGAAGCAUCAAGAAGAUGCUAAGGAAACGUCACAAUGGCCCCCUGCAUCGGUCUGAAAGUCAGCAAGCUGUGAAAUCCCCCCCUCUACUGGACUCUCCUGACCCAAACCGAGAACAGAUUGUCAAACUCUCAACUAAGCUGAGCUCUGUGUCUCUCAGAGGGAUCAGCGCCUCCAGCUCAGCCAAUGACAUCAGCGGCAACGAUUUCCAUGGCAACUAUGCCUUCGAGGGGAUCGGGGAUGAUGACCUGUAAUAUUCACCCCUUCCCCACCUCUCACCUGUCGAACGCAAUCUGCAAAGAAUCCAAGCUGAGCCGAGCGGAUUGUCUGACUCUGUAAGAUUGUAGCCCUUCCUGGGAGUCUGCUGCCUGCCUUAGGAUCAGUCUUGUCCUAUCAGCUUCACAAAGACUGCCAUCUAUCUUAUGCGUUUCAGGUACGGGAUGACUGACUACCCACUGCCAUCCUGUUUUACAAUCCUACCCCCCCCCCCCCGUAUUCAACUUAAUAAAAUAUCAAGAACAGAUAGAACUAAAAUUACAGUCUGAAGUCUAAUCCACGGGGGUCAUGCUGUGAAACACACAAUUGACGUUGAAAGGACUAAAACCAAGUGGAAGCUGUGUAUCAGUGAUAAUGGACCUACGUCUAUAGUCUCUUCACUCUGUCCAGCUUGAUGAUAAGUCAUUUAUAGUCUCUUCACUCUGUCCAGCUAGCUGACAGUCAUCUAUAGUCUCUUCACUCUGUCCACCUAGCUGACAGUCAUCUAUAGUCUCUUCACUCUGUCCAGCUAGCUGACAGCCAUCUAUAGUCUCUUCACUCUGUCCAGCUAGCUGACAGUCAUAGAAAUGAAUGCUGGACAGGGAUCAUAGUAAAUUACAGAAAUCCAUUCUAAUGUAUGCUUGUAACAUCAGUAGCUUCAGUAGACUAUGCUUCAGAGGGAGGGGCAGCUAGCCUACAAACACAAAGAUUUUCAGCUGGCAGGCACAGACACACUGGAAUUACUUCCUGAGUGAUAAAGUGAGGGCUUUGCAUUGGUGCUUUGUUGCGUUUUUUUGUUUUUGUGGGACUGAAAAAUACCCAGAAUGUAAAAGAGCGUUAUCAACCAGUACCCAUGCUUUUAGAAGAACGGUUCUGUUCUGGAAUAGUAUUGAUCACUUCCAUUCUCGGUUCUGGUUCUGUUCCGCAGAAAAUGUAGUUAUUUUUCUGUUCUGUUCCCUGAACCAGUUCCAACCCCUGGUCUUCAUAUUUGACAUUCUACCAUAGAGCGUCCCGACAUUCCUGCAUUCUACCAUAGAGCGUCCUGACAUUCCUUCAUUCUACCAUAGAGAGUCCUGACAUUCCUUCAUUCUACCAUAGAGCGUCCUGACAUUCCUGCAUUCUACCAUAGAGCGUCCUGACAUUCCUUCAUUCUACCAUAGAGCGUCCUGACAUUCCUUCAUUCUACCAUAGAGAGUCCUGACAUUCCUUCAUUCUACCAUAGAGAGUCCUGACAUUCCUUCAUUCUACCAUAGAGCGUCCUGACAUUCCUUCAUUCUACCAUAGAGCGUCCUGACAUUCUUUCAUUCUACCAUAGAGCGUCCUGACAUUCCUUCAUUCUACCAUAGAGAGUCCUGACAUUCCUUCAUUCUACCAUAGAGCGUCCUGACAUUCCUUCAUUCUACCAUAGAGCGUCCUGACAUUCCUUCAUUCUACCAUAGAGCGUCCUGACAUUCCUUCAUUCUACCAUAGAGCGUCCUGACAUUCCUUCAUUCUACCAUAGAGCGUCCUGACAUUCCCUCAUUCUACUAUAGUCCCGACAUUCCUGCAUUCUACCAUAGAGCGUCCUGACAUUCCUUCAUUCUACCAUAGAGCGUCCUGACAUUCCUUCAUUCUACCAUAGAGCGUCCUGACAUUCCUUCAUUCUACCAUAGAGAGUCCUGACAUUCCUUCAUUCUACCAUAGAGCGUCCUGACACCAUAGAGAGUCCUGACAUUCCUUCAUUCUACCAUAGAGUCCUGACAUUCCUUCAUUCUACCAUAGAGCGUCCUGACAUUCCUUCAUUCUACCAUAGAGCGUCCUGACAUUCCUUCAUUCUACCAUAGAGAGUCCUGACAUUCCUUCAUUCUACCAUAGAGCGUCCUGACAUUCCUUCAUUCUACCAUAGAGCGUCCUGACAUUCCUUCAUUCUACCAUAGAGAGUCCUGACAUUCCUGCAUUCUACCAUAGAGAGUCCUGACAUUCCUUCAUUCUACCAUAGAGCGUCCUGACAUUCCUUCAUUCUACCAUAGAGAGUCCUAACAUUCCUUCAUUCUACCAUAGAGCGUCCUGACAUUCCUUCAUUCUACCAUAGAGAGUCCUGACAUUCCUUCAUUCUACCAUAGAGCGUCCUGACAUUCCUUCAUUCUAAAAGGGGCCUUGUGUCUUUGUCUUCAUCAGUGUCUGUUCUUUUAGCCUGUAAUUCUGUCACAUCAGAAAUCCAAGGUACGUCGUCAAUUCUAGCUCUUGAAAUGGGUUACUUACCCGUGGAAUGUAAGUGUUAAUGUUGCCAAUAUGCCAAAAUGUUUUUCCCCAAUAACUUCCUUUGUAGGGUGUUAUUGAUCUUCCCCAUUUCAUAACAGUGUUGUUGUAAUGAUGUUUAGUAUGAGUUUUAAUGUGAAUCUCCAAGUACAGGUUUCAGACUUGUUAAUAUUGCCAGAAAGAUGAUUGGAACAUUUCCACUUCUGGUCCUGUGGUCCACUGUGGGUUGCCAUAGGUCGAAACGCAAAACCCACCCACCAACCAAGUGUCAGCCUUAGCUAAUGCGACCUCACCAGCUAGAAUCUUGCAGGAGGAGAUGUGGAUUGAUUUGGUCGGCUGAACUGCUUGCACAUCCUGAACCCAGAAUUUUGCACAGUAUUACAGAUGGAGAUGGAUAUUUAUUAAGUAAUGUGGAGCAUGAAAAACAAUGGUCUGCUUCCUAAAUGGCACCCUGUCCUAUAUAGUGCACUACUUUAGACCAGGGCAUUAUAUAACCCUAUUCCCUAUAUAGUGCACUACAUUAGACCAGGGCAUUAUAUAACCCUAUUCCCUAUAUAGUGCACUACUUUAGACCAGGGCAUUAUAUAACCCUAUUCCCUAUAUAGUGCACUACAUUAGACCAGGGCAUUAUAUAACCCUAUUCCCUAUAUAGUGCACUACAUUAGACCAGGGCAUUAUAUAACCCUAUUCCCUAUAUAGUGCACUACAUUAGACCAGGGCAUUAUAUAACCCUAUUCCCUAUAUAGUGCACUACAUUAGACCAGGGCAUUAUAUAACCCUAUUCCCUAUAUAGUGCACUACAUUAGACCAGGGCAUUAUAUAACCCUAUUCCCUAUAUAGUGCACUACUUUAGACCAGGGCAUUAUAUAACCCUAUUCCCUAUAUAGUGCACUACAUUAGACCAGGGCAUUAUAUAACCCUAUUCCCUAUAUAGUGCACUACAUUAGACCAGGGCAUUAUAUAACCCUAUUCCCUAUAUAGUGCACUACAUUAGACCAGGGCAUUAUAUAACCCUAUUCCCUAUAUAGUGCA